Molecule: messenger RNA, 993 nt
Organism: Malassezia pachydermatis
Lineage: Eukaryota; Fungi; Basidiomycota; Malasseziomycetes; Malasseziales; Malasseziaceae
Exons: 3
Coding region: 1-993 (330 amino acids)
Biological process (GO): DNA replication; DNA damage response
Cellular component (GO): nucleus
Molecular function (GO): double-stranded DNA binding
Source: RefSeq, a predicted model, not a curated record
AUGGGGCGUGCAGAAGCAGGAACACCAAAAGCCCUCAGCAAUGCCAUGAAGGCACGCGGGCUGACCAGGCUACGAUGGUACUGCCAGAUUUGCUCGAAAGCAUGCCGUGAUGCUAAUGGGUACAAAUGCCACAUUGAAUCAGAGUCACAUAUGCGGCAACUUGCCGCUGCCACCGGUGAAGGUGGACAGCGUGCAGGCAAGGUCGUCCAUGAUUAUAGUUCGCAGUUUCAGCGUGAGUUUAUUGCUCUGCUAAGCCGAAGAUUUGGUACAAGGCGCGUGUUAGCAAACCAGGUGUACCAAGAAUAUAUUCAAGACCGUCACCAUGUUCAUAUGAAUGCAACAAGGUGGGUUUCUCUCUCAGAAUUUGUCAAGUUUUUGGGUCGGGCUGGUAUUGUGAAAGUUGAAGGCAGUGAGAUGGGCUGGUUUAUUUCUUGGAUUGAUAACUCGGCAACAGCUCGGGCACGCCAGGAUGCUAUCAAGAAGCAAGAUCGCGCCAAAAUGGACGACGAGCAGCGUGCCAGGCGAGAGCUUGAUGAACAGAUUCGCCGUGCGCAGGAACAGACAGCUGCCCAUGCAGCACCUGAACCUGCUCCUACGCCGCUGCGGCAUGACGAGGGCAUUGUACGAUUCAAUGAGCACGCACCUGUUAAGCUCUCUAUCUCUCUGACCAAACCAACGACGAACGCAUCGGAUACUGAGCGGCCAGCUGCUACCGCGUCGACUUCUUCUUCAACGACGUCCGCGUCUCUACAAAGCACAAGCGGUGCUCCCUCUUCUGUAUUUUCUAUGCGUGUGAAUCCGCUAAAAGCGGCUUCUCAAGCGUCUGUGAAGACGACAAACCCAUUGAAAGGUGAUCAGCCUACCUCUGCGCCAAAGAAGCGCCCACCGCCUACCCAUAUGGGCGCUGCGGAGCGUAUCAUGAUGGAAGAAAAGGCACGAAAAUCGCAAUCUGGCCCUGUGAUGCAGCCAGGCGUGAAGCGUUCACGCUUCUAA